Lodderomyces oxycetoniae is the source of this 1569-nucleotide messenger RNA. RefSeq lists its product as uncharacterized. Gene Ontology annotation, biological process: activation of GTPase activity. Gene Ontology annotation, molecular function: GTPase activator activity. NCBI's taxonomy places the organism in Eukaryota, Fungi, Ascomycota, Pichiomycetes, Serinales, Debaryomycetaceae. The coding region runs from base 1 to 1569 and encodes 522 amino acids. The transcript has a single exon. The record is from RefSeq and is a predicted model, not a curated record.
AUGUCUAGGGUAAAUGAUGAAACGAUUUCAAAAGUUUUGCUCACGAUAGACAAGUAUAGGGGAAAUGUAACCAACUUCAAGAAGGCCGUUAUGGAAGGACAGUAUACCUCGACUCAGCAACCUCGACUAUUUCUGCGCUUGCUACUAUGGAAGACUUGUUUGAUCACAGACUCUUUUCAGAUUUCCUCUUGGUCGUCAAAGCUUAAUGACUCGCGAAUUGUGUUUCAUCAGUUGAUUAAACGUGAUGAUAUGAGGAUUCCUUGGUAUAAAUUGGAUGCUGAUUGUUUCUAUCAUCAGUCUUUGGCUAUUACUAGAAAGUCAAGCUUGAAUAGGAGACAAACCAUACGUGGAAUGAGACCUUCUUUGAAGAUGAAAACUGAGCGUGUUGAAACAAAAGAGGAUCCAUUGAGAACAAGGUCAAGUGGGUCUCACUCGUCUUGCCUUUCCAAGUCGUCAUCAGACACGGCUGACGACUUGGAACUCUUGGAGAGCAUUAUACUAGAUAUAGAGAGACUAUUCCCAGGAGAAGAGUUUUUCCACAAUACAAAUGAUCCAAAUACUAUACUUAUCAAGCGACAGCUUAUUGAAAUACUCUUUGUUUGGUCUAAAUGCAACCAGACAGUAGGUUACAAACAAGGACUUCACGAAAUUUUGGGAUUGAUAUAUUGGAACCUAUAUAAGGAAUCUGUAAACUAUGACCCUAAAGCAAGUACAUUUACUAAUGAAGAAGCUUCAAUUUUGAACUUGUUUAACAAGAACUAUUUGUGUCAUGACAUUUUCACAAUAUUCAACAAAUUUGUCUUGUCUAGCGGAAUAAUCACCCGAUUCUACGAGUCAGAAACAUGUUUGACUAAUCUGAUCAAUCAGUUUGAUAUGUAUUUGAUGAAAAUCGAUCAAUUUAUUCAUUACACAAUGAAUACUAGGCUCCAUUUAGAAUCGCAAUUGUGGAUAAUACGUUACCUUAGACUUGUACUCAUACGAGAAUUGGGUAACGAUUUAGAAGUUACAAAUCUAGUAUGGGAUAAACUAAUUGCAUCACAACCUGAUUCAAAAGGGAAUACCUCUUCUGGUUCUGAAAAAUUCUCAUGUAUUGUGGAUCUAAUCUACUUUAUAGUAAUCGUGCUUCUUAUCCAGCGGAAAACAGACAUCAUAUCGGCAGAUUUUAGUGAUUGCCUUUCUUUGCUAUUACACUACCCCAUGCCUAAAUUCACAACUGCAGCGUUUCGAGAUACCUUUGUUAAACAACUUUAUCAUGACGCAUUAAAGCUAUAUCAAAAGAGAAAUGACGAUUUGAAACUUUACGAGUAUGGAAAUAAGCUCAAUAAGAAAUAUAACGGAAAUCUAAAGAUUUUAAUGAGUUAUCGAAAUAGCGAAGAGUUGGGUGAUCCAAAUAGUGCCAGGUCCAGUAUCGAGUCAAUUAACCAACAACAACAACAACAACAACAAAAGCAAAAGCAAAAAACUCCCCUAAUGGAUGCAACUCAGGACCGCGCUGAAAAGAUGAGAUUUGAAAAAAUGAGCAUGGAAAUGCGGUUAAAGAAGAAAGUUCAACUGAUGAUAAAACCAUGA